AUGCCCAACCCAUCAGCAGCUUCACCGCCGAACAAUAGCAAUACAUUGUCUGCUGAUUCAUCUUCAUCACCAUCGUCAUCAGCAGCAGCAACAGCAUCAUCAUCAUCAUCAUCAUCAUCAUCAUCAUCAUCAAGAUUCAAUACACACACGAGCGAUAUACCGUUACUUACAGCCCCUUUUUUACAUUAUAUACCCACUUCACCUCCUUCUCAAGAAUUGGACUUUCAUUUACCUUCUCGUACACCACUUCAUGGACUAACGGUAGCUGAAUGGGCAGGCACAAAGUCAAGUAGAUGUCCUGCAAGUAUUACAGCAGCAUCUGCCACAGCAUCAGCAACAUCCACAACAUCAACAACAUCAUCCGCAAACAUCACAACAUCCGCAACAACAUCCCACACAUUUACGACAUCCACCAGUAACAACAAUAAUCUCAACAAACCAAUCGUAUUGAAGGAUUCAGCAGAAGAUAAUUGGAAAGAUGUAUAUCGCAAUAUCAAAUGCAUGGAUCAGCUCUACGAUGCUUCAUUUUAUUCCUGGCUAAAAUCAGAAGAAAAUGUGUUGGUCACUGCCAUGUAUCUACAUCGUAUUGCGAAUGAAUAUCCUUUGGUUCGCAUCAUAAAUGCCUUGAAAUGGCUUAUAAGCGAUUGGCGAUUAGAGAGUAUAAGCACUCUAGUACGACAUGUGACCGUAGACUGGUGUGAUGAAGCAGGCAAGUACAAACAUAUAUUCAAAAGGGUUCUCUCCUAA
Molecule: messenger RNA, 747 nt
Organism: Mucor velutinosus
Lineage: Eukaryota; Fungi; Mucoromycota; Mucoromycetes; Mucorales; Mucoraceae
Exons: 2
Coding region: 1-747 (248 amino acids)
Source: RefSeq, a predicted model, not a curated record